GGAAUGGGUCUAUUUUUACUCGGCACGCUGACGCUGGUGAUCACUUUCACUGGAAACGCGCACGCAGGCAACCUUGUGAAGCGGAGUCUGAAAAACACGGUACCCUGCUUAGAGGAUGGACGGUUUUACAGAAAUCCCGACCGAUUGGAGCACAAAAUGUGGACCAACAACGAGUGCGCCAAGUACUAUCUCUGCCUCGACGGGGAAGUGUUCGAGUUCAAGUGUUCCGUGGGGCUGCUGUUCGACGUGUCUCGUCAAAUAUGCGAUUUCAAGCAGAAUGUAGAGAAUUGCGACGUUACCGCCGAGGCUCGUGUACCGAAGCCACUGCUUGAGAACGCGAAAUGUGAAGAACGAUCUCAGCUCGGCUGUGGCGAUGGAACGUGUCUACCGAAUGAGUACUUUUGCGAUGGGUCCGUCGACUGUGAGGACGGGUCGGACGAGGGCUGGUGUGACGUGGAGAACGACCCGAACGCGGCCGACCCCUGCGACCCGUCCGUGUGCGAGCUUCCCGAGUGCUUCUGCUCCAAGGAUGGGACGCUCAUCCCUGGACGGCUCGAGCGUUACCACACGCCCCAGAUGAUUCUGCUCACGUUCGACGAUGCGAUCAACUUCGAGAACUGGGAGCUCUACACGGAAAAGAUCUUUACGCCGGCACGCAAAAACCCCAACGGUUGUCCGAUCCGAGGCACGUUCUACAUUUCGCACCAGUACACGAACUAUGCGCAAGUGCAGCGGAUGUGGAACGAUGGGCACGAGAUCGCCAUCCACUCGAUCACCCACCGGGGGCCGGAAGAAUGGUGGUCACGGAAUGCCACCAUUGAGGACUGGUUCGACGAGAUGGUGGGCCAGGCGAACAUUAUCAAUCGAUUCUCGAACGUGCGCAUGGAGGAGCUGCGUGGAAUGCGGGUACCGUUCCUGCGAGUCGGCUGGAACAGGCAGUUUCUAAUGAUGAAAGAGUUUGGCUUCGUGUACGAUUCGUCGAUGGUGGCACCCUUCUCGAAUCCGCCGCUGUGGCCGUACACACUCGAUUAUAAGAUGCCGCACGCGUGCAACGGUAACAAUCAGUACUGUCCGUCCCGGAGCUACCCGGGCAUCUGGGAGAUGGUGAUGAACCAGCUGGAGGCAGGCGAGUACACGUGCGGUAUGGUGGACACUUGCCCGCCGCAUAUGAACGGCGAGGACGUUUAUCGGAUGUUCGUGCACAACUUCAAGCGCCAUUACCAUUCGAACCGUGCUCCGCUCGGCCUGUACUUCCAUUCUACCUGGUUCCGCAAGCAGGAAUAUCUUGAUGCCUUUUUAAGAUUCCUUGACGAUAUGGCAAAGCAUCCGGACGUGUACUUCGUGACCAACUUCCAAGCGGUCGAGUGGAUGCGCAACCCAACCGUUUCGAAUCAGCUCGGCCACUUCGAACCAUGGCAAUGCCGACCGAGGCAGUUCGAUCCGCAGGAACAGGCGUGCAAUCUUCCGCGAACUUGCAAGCUGCAUAGCCGCGUCCUACAGCAGGAUCGCUAUCUUUACACCUGCAACGAGUGUCCGGCACAAUAUCCCUGGAUACGGAACGAGUUCGGACUGGACUGAAGUAAACCAUCCUUUCGGUGGCUUUAGCUUUAGCGUUACUUUCUGUUUUGUUUCUCGUUUUUGUAGGAUGGAAUUUAUUUACACUAUAAGAACAACUCAACACCGAUUAGAAUGUAAACAAACGAAUGUUUAGGUCUACGAAAUCCAAGAUUUUCAUGUUGUUUUGUUAAAUUGUUGUCUGUUGCAAUUCUCCUUU
Anopheles coustani is the source of this 1774-nucleotide messenger RNA. It is a transcript of the gene ChLD3, whose product is annotated as chitin deacetylase 1. The record is from RefSeq and is a predicted model, not a curated record. Gene Ontology annotation, molecular function: hydrolase activity, acting on carbon-nitrogen (but not peptide) bonds; chitin binding; protein binding. The transcript has 5 exons. Gene Ontology annotation, cellular component: extracellular region. The coding region runs from base 4 to 1578 and encodes 524 amino acids. Lineage: Eukaryota; Metazoa; Arthropoda; Insecta; Diptera; Culicidae. Gene Ontology annotation, biological process: carbohydrate metabolic process.